Molecule: messenger RNA, 1617 nt
Organism: Amaranthus tricolor (Joseph's coat)
Lineage: Eukaryota; Viridiplantae; Streptophyta; Magnoliopsida; Caryophyllales; Amaranthaceae
Product: oxygen-evolving enhancer protein 1, chloroplastic-like
Exons: 2
Coding region: 491-1480 (329 amino acids)
Biological process (GO): photosystem II stabilization; photosystem II assembly
Cellular component (GO): photosystem II oxygen evolving complex
Molecular function (GO): oxygen evolving activity
Source: RefSeq, a predicted model, not a curated record
AACCAUUAAAACUAAUGUAUGCAUUUAUAUAGCUGACCUUAAUCUUUUAGAAUUAAAAAUUUGACUUUAUCAUCCAACUGUCAAAAUCCAAACUUGAAAAUCUCAUAUGUCCUAUACAAUUCCAAACUUAUUCUAGGGGUUAAAUUUUGAUAGUGUAAUAAAACUAAUGAACCCCAAAAAUCUCACAUAUAUUCAUAUUUCAUACAAGUAACAACAUCAAAUUAAAAGUGUGGCACACACUCCAUGAUUGAUACAAUAUCUUUAUCACAAACAAAAACAUGACACUUGGACUCCAACAAAGCAAGAACAAGUAAGCCAAAACUAACCAAUUAAAUAAGAUCUCUUAUCUUGUAUACCCUAUCUCUUUAUCCUACACAAACACCCCAAAUGAAAGCCAAGCCACCAAAUUAACUGUCAUAUUUCUCUCCCUUAUGUAACACUUUGUUGUACAACAUACAGAAGGGUAAGAGAAACAGAGAGACAAACCAAUAUGGCAGCUUCAUUACAAGCUUCAACAACCUUCUUACAACCCACAAAAGUAGGAAUAAGAAAUGGGCUUACACUAAGGUCAAACCCAAAUGUAUGUAAGGCUUUUGGGGUUGAACCAGCUGCUGGUAGACUCUCUCUUUCUCUGCAGUCUGAUCUUAAGGACUUGGCUAAUAAGUGUGUUGAUGCCACUAAAAUUGCCGGUCUCGUUCUCGCUACCUCCGCCCUCAUCACUUCUGGGGCUAAUGCAGAGGGAGUGCCAAAGAGACUAACUUUCGACGAAAUCCAAAGCAAGACAUACAUGGAAGUCAAAGGAACAGGAACAGCUAACCAAUGUCCAACCAUUGACGGAGGAUUAGAUUCAUUUGGUUUCAAGGAAGGCAAAUACAACGCCAAGAAAUUCUGCCUUGAACCAACAAAAUUCACAGUUAAAGCUGAAAGUAUCAGCAAAAACGCCCCACCAGAAUUCCAAGACACCAAGCUAAUGACCCGUUUAACCUACACACUCGACGAAAUCGAAGGCCCAUUCGAGGUAUCCUCCGAUGGCACAGUCAAAUUCGAAGAGAAAGAUGGGAUUGAUUAUGCAGCUGUUACUGUCCAACUCCCGGGUGGUGAACGUGUGCCUUUCCUAUUUACGAUUAAACAACUCGUAGCAUCAGGUAAACCCGAUGGGUUUACUGGCGAGUUUUUGGUACCCUCUUACCGCGGAUCCUCCUUCUUAGACCCGAAAGGAAGAGGAGGAUCCACUGGGUAUGAUAAUGCUGUGGCAUUACCAGCAGGAGGAAGAGGGGAUGAAGAAGAACUUCAGAAGGAAAAUAUAAAGAAUGCAGCAUCUUCAAAGGGUACUAUUACUUUAAGUGUUACUAAAAGUAAGCCUGAAACUGGUGAAGUUAUUGGUGUUUUUCAGAGUUUGCAGCCAUCUGAUACUGAUUUGGGUGCUAAAGCUCCUAAAGAUGUUAAGAUUGAAGGAGUCUGGUAUGCCCAACUUGAGUAAUUGAAGGUUUUUUUUAUAUAUUUUUUUAUGUAUGAAAUCAGAAAUAUGCUCAUUAUUGAGCUUUUUUUUGUUGUAAUUUUUAAGGGAUUUCUGAAACUCUAAGAGAAAAUUUAUAAAUAAUCUUUACCUUGAUUGUA